This is a messenger RNA of Conger conger (European conger), 2450 nucleotides long. Its product is annotated as tripartite motif-containing protein 16-like. Gene Ontology annotation, molecular function: zinc ion binding; protein binding. Bases 58 to 1725 code for a protein of 555 amino acids. The record is from RefSeq and is a predicted model, not a curated record. The transcript has 6 exons. Lineage: Eukaryota; Metazoa; Chordata; Actinopteri; Anguilliformes; Congridae.
CUACCUUCUGAAUAAAAACUGAUCUCAUCAGUUUUUUUUUAGCCAUUUUUUUGUAAAAUGGCUGAAGGUGGCGUUUUACUGGAUCAGGACCAGUUCAGCUGUUCGAUCUGUCUGGAUCUACUGAAGAAUCCGGUGACUAUUCCCUGUGGACACAGUUACUGUAUGGGCUGUAUUCAGGGCUGCUGGGAUCAGGAUGAUCAUACUGGUGUCUAUAGCUGUCCCCAGUGCAGAGAGACCUUCACCCCAAGGCCUGUUUUAAGAAGAAACACCAUGUUUGCUGAAGUGGUGGAGAAACUGAAGAAGACAGGACUCCAAGCUGCUCCUCCUGCUCACUGUUACGCUGGACCUGGAGACGUGGCGUGUGAUGUCUGCACUGGGAGAAAGCACAAAGCUGUCAAGUCCUGCCUGGUGUGUCUGGCCUCUUACUGCGAAACUCACCUCCAGCCUCACUAUGAAUCUCCUGCCUUUAAGAAGCACAAACUGGUGAAAGCCACUGGAAACCUGCAGGAGAAUAUCUGCUCUCAUCAUGACGAACCACUGAAGAUUUACUGUCGUACCGAUCAGCAGUGUAUCUGUUAUCUGUGUACAAUGGAUGAACACAGAGGCCAUGAUACAGUCUCAGCUGCAGCAGAAAGGACUGAGAAACAGAAGCAGCUGGGGGCGACACAGAGUAAAUUCCAGCAGAGAAUCCAGGAGAGAGAGAAGGAGCUGCAGGAUCUGAGACAGGCUGUGCAGUCACUCAAGCACUCUGCACAGGCAGCAGUGGAGGACAGUGAGAGGAUCUUUAGUGAGAUGAUCCGCUCCAUUGAGAGAAGGUGCUCUGAGGUGAAAGAGCUGAUCAGAGAUCAGGAGAAGGCUGAAGUGAGUCGGGCUGAAGGACUCCUGGAGCGACUGGAGCAGGAGAUUGCUGAGCUGAGGAGGAGAGACGCUGAGCUGGAGCAGCUUUCACACACAGAGGAUCACAUCCAUUUCCUCCAGAGCUGUCAGUCUCUCUGUGUCCCUCCUGGACCUGGAGACUUACCCAGCAUCACUGUCAGUCCACACGUCUCUUUUGAGGCUGUGAGGAAAUCUGUCUCUGUACUGAAAGAGCGACUGGAGGACGUUUUCAAGGCGGAGUUGGUCAAAGUUUCUGGAAAAGUGGGAAGAGUCCAUAUUGUUGGCCCUGAAGAGCCGAAGACCAGAGAGGACUUCUUACAAUAUUCCUGUCAGCUCACACUGGACCCCAACACAGCGUGUGAAUACCUCCGUCUGUCUGAGGGGAACAGAGAGGUGACCUGUGUGAGAGAGAUCCAGUCAUAUCCUGAUCAUCCAGAGAGAUUUGACUACUGGUGGCAGGUGCUGUGCACAGAGGGUCUGUCUGGACGCUGUUACUGGGAGGCUGAGUGGAGUGGAGCAGGGGUUUCUAUAGCAGUGUCAUAUAAAGAGAUCAGCAGGAAAGGAGAGGGUGAUGACGCUGCUCUGGGAGGUAAUGACAAGUCCUGGGCUUUGUGCUGCUCUCACUCUGGUUACACAUUCAGUCACAAUAAUGAGGACACUAAAAUCCCUGUUCCCUCCUCCUCCAGAAUAGGAGUGUACCUGGAUCACAGGGCAGGAACUCUGUCCUUCUACAGCGUCUCUGACACAAUGACCCUCCUGCACACAGUCCAGACCACAUUCACUCAGCCCCUCUAUCCUGGGUUUUGGCUUCAUGAUUAUGGAUCCUCUAUAAAACUGUGUGAUAUGUGAUGAGACAGAAAGUGAAGGGAAGAUCAGCUGUAAUUAAAGAGAGGGAAAAACAGUGAGAUAAAACAGUGAAAUGAGAUAGAAAAUGAAUUAAAUGAAAUAUUGGGCUGGCUCAUUACACCAAGGGCCGAGUUUUACCUUGAUAUGCAGCUUCACAAACCUGAUUUAAUAAGAUUUGGUGAAGUCACUGUUGUGACUCCAUUUUGAUGAUUUAGGAGUGCUUAAUGGAUGAUUUUUGAGACGCCUUUAGAAGUAUUACAUCGCUGUACAGGGCGUUCAGUGCUGCAGCACCCAGGCUCUGGAAUGACCUUCCUGGGUGCAACAGGACUUCUGAAUCCAUCCAGUCUUUCAGAACACAGUUAAAACCUGUCUGUUUAGGGAGGCCUAUCACACUGGUCAUCACACAUAGCAUUUCUCUGCUCAUUGGGGGUUCUCCUCCCUGCUGGUUCAUUGUAAACAUUGUUUUUAUAGCUUGGUCUUGUUUUUACUCUUGCUUUUUGUGUUGCUUCUUGUAUUGUUAUUAAUCAAUUUUAAAAAAAUUAUUAUUAUUUUUGAAAUGUACUGUACAGUGCUUUGAGCUUGGGAAAAACGUUUCACAAAUAAAAUGUAUUAUUAUGAAUAUAAUAUACUAGAGACAACUAACAAUGUUGUCUGACAUGGUAAUAUAUGAAAACCUGUUUUAAAGACGCUUUUAACAAAAUUGAAAAUAAAUUAUUUUUGAAAAGUGA